CCGACAACCAGAUACAAGAGUGACAUUAGCGCUUCUUUGACAUACCUUGUAGGGCGCUGCGUCAUACUCUUUUUGCCAACGCACAGGGUUCUUCUACAAAAAUGCUGGUCGAGAACUUUGAAGUGCAGUCUCCCAACGUGGUGUACUCUGAUGAGCACAUCACUAGCACGUAUGAGUAUGCCUCGACGAAGCUGGACCGGGCUGCUGAUGGCAAAUGGGUCGUCAAGCCGACCAAGGCCACCUAUCAGUUCCGUGUCGACCGCAAGGUGCCGAAGCUAGGAGUCAUGCUCGUGGGCUGGGGCGGCAACAACGGCACGACGCUGACUGCCGGCAUCCUGGCUAACAAACAUGGCAUUACCUGGAUGACGAAGGACGGUCUUAAGAAGCCGAACUUCUACGGCUCUCUCACUCAGGCCGCAACUGUGCGCGUUGGUAACUAUGAGGGCGAGGAGGUAUACGCUCCCUUCAAGGCCCUGCUGCCUAUGGUUGAGCCCACGGACAUCGUGCUUGGUGGCUGGGACAUUUCUGGCCUGAACCUAGCUGAGGCCAUGGAGCGGGCCAAGGUGCUGGACUGGACUCUGCAGGAGCAGGUGGUGCCCUACAUGCGCGACAUGGUUCCCUUGCCUGGCAUCUACGACCCGGACUUUGUGGCCGCCAACCAGGAGGAGCGUGCCGAUAACAUCAUUAAGGGCACCAAGCGCGAGCAGGUGGAGACUGUGCGCCAGCAGAUUCGCGCCUUCAAGGAGUCCAACGCGCUGGACAAGGUCGUGGUGCUCUGGACGGCCAACACGGAGCGGUUCGCGCAGGUCAUGGAGGGCCUCAACGACACCGCUGACAACCUGCAGGCCGCCAUCGACCGCAACGAGGCGGAGAUUGCGCCCAGCACCCUGUACGCUGUUGCCUGCGUGCAGGAGGGCGUGCCCUUCGUCAACGGCUCCCCGCAGAACACCUUUGUGCCCGGAAUGAUUGAGCUGGCCGUGAAGCACAACGUCCUCAUCGGCGGUGACGACUUCAAGUCGGGCCAGACCAAGCUUAAGUCGGUGCUGGUGGACUUCCUGGUCGGCGCCGGCAUCAAGCCCACGUCUAUCGUGUCGUACAACCACCUGGGCAACAACGACGGUCUGAACCUCUCGGCGCCUCAGACCUUCCGCAGCAAGGAGAUCUCCAAGUCCAACGUGGUGGACGACAUGGUUGCCUCCAACAGCAUCCUCUACGCGCCCGGCGAGCACCCAGACCACGUGGUGGUGAUCAAGUACGUGCCGUACGUGGGCGACUCGAAGCGCGCCAUGGACGAGUACACGAGCGAGAUCUUCAUGGGCGGCCGCAACACGCUGGUCAUCCACAACACCUGCGAGGACUCCCUGCUGGCUGCGCCCAUCAUCCUGGACCUUGUGCUGCUGGCGGAGCUCAUCACCCGCAUCAACCUGAAGAAGGACGACGAGGAGGCGUUCCACGGCCUGCACCCCAUUGCCGUGCUGCUGUCGUACCUCACCAAGGCGCCGCUAGUGCCGUACGGCACCCCUGUGGUGAAUGCGCUGGCGAAGCAGCGGGCGAUGCUUGAAAACAUUCUGCGCGCCUGUGUGGGGCUCGCGCCUGACAGCCAGAUGCUGCUUGAGUUCAAGGCGUAAGGGGUGGUUGGCGGGUGUUUGUGAAUGGGAAGGGGGAGCUGUCUAGCGGGGUUACCGCUUGGGCGGUAGGCAACAACGCUGUUCUGUAACUAUAUAAUACCGACUUGACGUAGGGUAAGGUGGGGCAAAUUUUGGGUGAUUAAUAGAGUACGUUUUGUCCAUGUUCAGAUGCUUCAGAUGCAGCGCUUUCCCGAUGGCUUUGUUGUGGCUAGGGACGCUUGCCUGGGGGUUUCUGUUGCUGACCUGUCAUGCUAUCACUUUUUGGUGCACGGGACAUUUUGCCUUUGUUGCAGGCUAACACUUCUCGUUGCGAUAGUCACACUAGUUUAAUUAGACGGGUGUACGGACACCGCCGUUGGCUUCGUUGGAUGAGUUGAGGUGCUCCUGGUUGCAGCUUUAUGCUUGCUCCUUUGCGCAGGUUGGUGACUGGGGUUUGCAGUUUGGCUGGGCUUUUACUCUGCCCAGUGGGUUUGACGUAGGCUGUCCGACUGUCAUGGUCAUGGUGCGGUGCGGGGGCCAGGGGCGCUUGUUUCGCUGCCGACGUUUUACUUGCCUCUUGGGCCCGAUGGUGGUGCAUCGUACCUUGGCCGUGCAUGCACUCUUUAUAUUCUCUCCAUUACUGCGACUUAUAGGUUGUUAUCUAUGACAGGGUUGGCUAUGCCCUAAUCCUGGGUUGGGUUGCUGUUGCCCGCUUUGCAGAUUGAUGUUGCUAAGAGUGGCAGUGCUGUUUUUGGAUGGAGAGGAGUUGUUGCCUGUCAUCGCAGGUCACAUAGGUUCUGACAGAGCCUGUAGGAAAAAUGACCCGAAGAAGCCGCUGUUCGACAUGAGACAGUGCUUGACACAGGUGCGGCCACCUAAUUGUAAGCACACAUCUGCGAACGA
Astrephomene gubernaculifera is the source of this 2510-nucleotide messenger RNA. NCBI's taxonomy places the organism in Eukaryota, Viridiplantae, Chlorophyta, Chlorophyceae, Chlamydomonadales, Astrephomenaceae. The record is from the annotation of a GenBank genome assembly.